Molecule: messenger RNA, 978 nt
Organism: Adineta steineri
Lineage: Eukaryota; Metazoa; Rotifera; Eurotatoria; Adinetida; Adinetidae
Source: the annotation of a GenBank genome assembly
AUGAAAACAUGUUCUUUUCGUAAUGCUAAGCCAUCAUUAUACAGCCAUCAUGGUAUCUUCUCUAUCCAUGAACCAAAAUCUCUCUAUGGUCUAAAACCAUGUGAACAAGUUACAUGUCGAUUUUGUUUUCCCAUACAGGAUGUUCUUAUUCGUGGUCGACAAAGUCAACCAGUUGUUCAAUUUUCAUCAGCACAGAAACAUCGUUUUGUCAAUGGAUAUGAAGCUAUUCUCAAUUGUCCAGUGACUUGUACUGCAAAGAAUAUCAUCUAUGCAUUGACAUGUCCUUGUGGUCAAUUUGAUUAUAUUGGAUAUACAUCAUUAACAUUGGAUGAACAACUCAAAUAUCAUCGUGAGCAUGGUAAUCGAAUCAUACAUGAAUUUAUUCUUGGUUCAGUCAAUAGUAGUCGUAUGCGACAACACACUAAAUCACAAGAAGAAUUAACAGCUGAUAAUAUGUUACUUUAUAAACAUUCAGCUCGGUGUUCAUAUGCUAUUCAAAUGUUUCUGGAUUGUAAUCCGCAAUAUUGGUGUUUUGUACCAAUGUCAACAAUGGAAGCAGAAACACAAAAUCUUAGAUCUGAUUUGUCAAGUGUUUAUACAGCUUUCGAUGAUCAAGAAGCUAGUACAUACAUGACUGAUUUACCUCCAUUACCUUCAGAAAAUCAUACAUUUUCGGUACAUCAACGUUCAAAACAAAUACAAUUAUUAAAAGAUAAACAUGAAUGUCUUAAACCUAAUUUGCAUCUUGAUCUUUACAAUGCUACAAUUAUUGCCGUGAUGCCAGAGGGAUAUACAGAAUUAUUUUAUCGAUUAAUCGAAGCAUUAUUUAUUACACAUGCACAAACCAAAUUAAAUACAUUGGGUCAUUUAGAUGGUAUGAUUGUUGAAAAUAACAAUUCUAAUGAUAUAAAUGCGCGCAUAGUUGAUGAUCGUCGUGGUAACUGGUGUCAAGAUCUUGUUCGUCGGCCUCCUAUGUAG